UCUUGUGUGGGAGCAGUCCUUGGAUAUAUCCAGUAUUGGAGGCGAUAUCCAAAUCAGGAGCCAGUGGCACCCGGGAACCACGGCCUUUCCGGGCUGCCCCUUAGCUGGGGGAAGCGGUCCGAGCUGGUGCUGACCCCUCCGAAGGGGGGGUCCCACAGGAAAAGCGGAGUUUGUCCCUCAGAUCGAGUGUUUAUGGCUCGAUCCGCACCAGGAGCUUCCAAUGGCAGAGUCACGUUCUGGAUGUAGGAAAUAUGAAUGACUGGCAGAAGAAGAGCCCUCUAGACUGGGAAACAUAUGUGAACAAAUUGGUGAAGGUUGUUGCAAUUGAGAAACACGAAUAUGAAGGAUGGGUUUUAACAGUCGAUCCGGUUUCUGCCAGCAUUGUCCUUGCAGCAUUCCUGGAGAAUGAAAAGGUGUCCAUUUCGGUUGUCAUGGGCCAUGCUGUCCAAGAGGUCGAAAUACUGAAAGAAGGGGACAGUGAAAUGAAGCAACGCCUUUCUCGCAUAUUCGCGCCCAAAGAAAGCAAAGCCUACAGCCCAGAGGAACUGGAGAAGAGGAAGAAUGACUUGAAGACGUGGCUGGAAACAAACCACAUCCCUGUGACAGAGCAAGGGGAGUUGGGCAGGACACUGUGUGUGGCAGGGGUGUUAAUGAUUGACCCCCCGUAUGGCCCCGAGCAGUGCAGCAGCUCCAACGAGAUCAUCCUGUCCCGGGUUCAAGGUUUGGUACAGGGUUAUCUGGAGAAACAACAGUGAUGUCUGCUGCUUAAAGCAUUUGUCUUUAGGGAAGGGUCUACCUGCCCUGUUUUAGGAACCGCGCUGGGUAUCAGUAUUCACUGUUUGCAAAAAUGCUGGGUUUAGAUACUUUUGUCUGAUUUUUUUUGUAUGUAAAGAAGGGGAUAAAACAAGCGGUAUAAACCAAAAGCACAAACAUUUUUCAUGCAGUAUUUUUUAUUAAAAGCGAGCCAUUAGGUAAUGAUGCUGUAUUAAACUGAUUUAUCACUUAAUAUAUCAGUUUAGUAUUUUUGUAACAGUAUUGUGAAAGGUGAUAUACAAGAAAUUUAAGCUGUGUUUUCCUCUGCCUUUAAAAUUAGUUUGAUUAAUUAUCUAGUGGUGUAGGUAUGUUUAUUUGAACUGCUUACCAGAUUAUUUUUUUCUUUUUUUUUUUAGAAAGAGAAUUGUGACACUUGGACUUCCAAACCAGAUUUAAAACAGUUAGUUCAGAAAGCUGUUUUAUUUUGUUUUCUUUUGUUGUUGUAGUUGGUUAAUUGUUGUUUGUUUUCCUCACAACUGUUAUCCUGGUUUAGAACAUGAAUUAUGAUGUUGCCCAAAUUUGUAAAAUUAUUAGGGAAGGUUAGCAGGCAAAUUGCAAGUUUUAAAACCACUUAAAAGCAUUCCCUAUCUAUAUUUGUUAUUUUAGAGCAGCAGCGAUUGGAAGAUCAGUGUUCUGUAAAACGAGAAUGUCUUGCAAUUCAGUUUGUGGUUUCUUUUGCUUUUUUUCUAGUUUAUGACAACACACAAUGCAGGAAUCAUUGUGUGAUUAUUCCUGAGAUUAUUAAUCCAGUGAGGAGCCUUCAGAGCCCUCAUUUAUCUCAGAGUGUAUUUGUUUUGCCUUAUUAGGAGCCAGCACCAAAACACAUUGCUGUGCUCACAUGCAGCUGAAAAGUCUGUCUGACCCUCAUUAAUAAAAGGCUCUCCUCAUUCCUGCUGGGAUUUAUCUAAAAU
This is a messenger RNA of Manacus vitellinus (golden-collared manakin), 1724 nucleotides long. It is a transcript of the gene GEMIN6, whose product is annotated as gem nuclear organelle associated protein 6. Gene Ontology annotation, biological process: spliceosomal snRNP assembly; spliceosomal complex assembly. Gene Ontology annotation, cellular component: nucleus; SMN complex. NCBI's taxonomy places the organism in Eukaryota, Metazoa, Chordata, Aves, Passeriformes, Pipridae. Bases 252 to 755 code for a protein of 167 amino acids. The transcript is spliced from 3 exons. The record is from RefSeq and is a predicted model, not a curated record.